Cavenderia fasciculata is the source of this 2319-nucleotide messenger RNA. RefSeq lists its product as uncharacterized. The transcript has 4 exons. Lineage: Eukaryota; Evosea; Eumycetozoa; Acytosteliales; Cavenderiaceae. Gene Ontology annotation, molecular function: RNA binding; RNA nuclease activity. Bases 1 to 2319 code for a protein of 772 amino acids. The record is from RefSeq and is a predicted model, not a curated record.
AUGUUACGAUUACAUUCAAUGUCUUUUGCUCAUGUUGUUGGUAGGUUCAACCACAAUAGUGGUGGUUGUACGCCGACAACGACAGCAACUAGAAUACUCAUCGGUAGUGGAGGGAUAGGCAACUAUGGUCCGAGAUAUCUAUGCUCAACAACUAGAUCUAAUUUGGUAGUAGAUACUCCUCAGCAACAUCAAGUCAUAGAUAUGAUGAGUAAUAGCAAUAAUAAUAAUAAUAGCAACCCAACAAUAACAUUGGAUAAAAGAGGUCGAAAGAGAAUAUCGUAUGGUAAAUUCAAAGAUCAUUUGAAUCAAGCAAGAUCACAAGAAGAUCAUUUGAAUCAUGCAAGAUCAAAAGAAGAUGAUAAAGAAUAUAACAACAACGACAACAAGGAGGUGGAAUACAAUAACAAAGAUAUUGUAACUUCGGUAGAGGGAUACGAACCAAAAGGAAAACAUAAUGGUAUUGGUGCAUUACAAUAUCUGUUUGAAGAGGCAUGGAGAAAGCAGCAUGUUCGGAAAGCGGCACUUGAUGGAGUAGAGGCUGACCCUGUGAUAGUGCCGACAAGAGGGGUAUUUGACCUACCAUACUUGGAGGCACGGAAUGGCGACUACCUCUUUUAUCAUGGGGAGACUACAGGUGGUAUAUCACAUGGCAAGGUGAUGUCGGUUGAUACAUACCAUUAUUUGGUUAAACCAACUGAUCCGCCCGGCCCACUAGUCAAGGUGAAAAAGACAACCGUUGCUAUUGUUGUGCCAUUUCACUACCUCGACGUGCAAAAGGAGUUACGUGGCGCAAUCGAUCGUUUAGAAUCAUUCUUGGGAAUGAAAACUGACAUUGAUCCAAAGACAUCGUAUCCAAACGCGUUGGUUAACUUUGUCUCACGGAUUUCUCAACGUGUUGGGGAAAAGGUUGACCAUUACGAAUUUGAAAAUGUGUUUACACGUACCAAUCACAGAGAAACUACAAUGUUAAACAUUGCACCUGUGUUGGCACAGGAGCAGAUACACCACGACUAUCACUAUAUUAGACAGGCCGCCAUAUGGCUCUUUGGCCCGUUGACCAAACAUUUGCAAGUUACACCCGACCCGUUUGUCGAGUUGCUUGCCUUUGCCUUUAGACCACUUCAAAUCAAGAAUGAAAAAGAUAUACCAGAAUUAAUUUUAAAGUUGGCAAAGCAUUUGGAGAAUAAUCUACAGCGAUGUAACAAAACACCAAAGACAGAUAACAAAUAUGAAGGUAGAUUACUUGCGACAACCAAUUAUGGAAUGCAUCCACCAUUUCAACAAUUUGGAUUACCAGAAAUACCAAAAUUCCCUGAUAAUCGAUUAGACCCAAUUUCCAAACAUUAUACCACCCCUUCAUUUAGAAUUAAGUCACCGUUGACACAAUCCAAGGAUGAUAUAGCACUUGGACUAUACCAAGAAAAUGAUACCGAUUAUCUUUUAAUUCAUGUUCCAAAUAUUGCUCAUAUUAUUGAAAAUAGUCAUUUUAUUGAUAAUUGGGCUGCUAAAAGAGGACAAGCUGUAGAAUUAUCAAAAUCAAUCGUUCCAAUGAUACCAUUUGGGUUAACAGAGUAUCUUAGAAUGAAACCAAAUAAAACAUCGGAUUGUUGGACAUUCCAAAUUGAAUUGGACAAGAGUACCGGUGGAAUCAAGAUGGAUGCAGAGACUAUGGAAAUAUCGCAUUUCAAACUAUACCCAUCCAAAGUGGAUAAUAUAGUGAUGGUAGACUCUAACACACAAGAUAUUGAAGAGAUUGAUCCCAAGAGACCACCAAUCAAAGCUAAAAACAUCGUAUUGGCAGACAUGCCACAACCAAAACAACUACAAAAGAUAUUUGGUAUUUUAAAGAUGAGAAAUGGUAAUCGUACACAAUCACUCUUUUCAUCGCCUCAUUAUCGUGGCAGAUACGUCUAUAAUAGAGAGACUGAUAGUCACGAGUUUGUAGCUUCGUGUUUGGCUAGUUUUAUGGCGACUGAAGCUACUAUUACAGCCAAUCAUCUGGCAUCGGUCUAUUGUCUUCAAAACAAACUAUCGAUACCACAUAUUGGUCAACCCAAUCCAAACGCAUCAAACUUUCCAAUUGAAACACUCGGACGUGUUUACAACCAGACAUCCGUUUUACACGAGUACUCUAAAAUCUAUCGUCCUGAUAAAAUCACACUUUCCAAACCAACGCCACUUCACAUACAACCUAUUUACAUACACUGGGUUUGCAUCACCCUCUUCCUACUAUCUCGACAUUUUCGUUCAAAAACAAAUAGCUGCAUUUCAAAUCGACCCUCAAGAAAUGGUCCUUUCCCAGGAUCAUCAAGCACUUGA